AUAUGUAGUACCACCACCGUCCUCCAAAGGAUUCCAUGUAACUUAGCGUUUACUUAUAACCCGAACAUUGAAAGGAAACCGUUGAAAUACGGAAAUUUGAACCUUUUAGGAAAAUAAAUCAAACUACAAACCUCAAAGAAUUACAAGAGAUUACUAAUUCAGGAAUGGGUCAAACAUUAUCAGAACCCAUUACGGACAAAAAUUCCAGUUAUGGCAUUAACAAAGAUGUUCUGUAUGGAUUGUCAAGCAUGCAAGGAUGGAGAAUUUCUAUGGAGGAUGCCCAUAGUGCCAAGCUUUCUUUAAAAUGCCCUUAUGAAAACCAAGAAGUAGACUUUUUUGCAGUAUAUGAUGGUCAUGGCGGUGAAAAAGUAGCAAAAUGGUGCGGAGAACGUCUUCCAUCAAUUUUGGAAGAAAGCGAAGAGUUCAAAAAGGGAGAUUUUGUGAAUGGUCUUAAGGCUUCAUUUUUAAAAGCCGAUCAGAUGAUUUUGGAAGAUGAGCAAUUCCACACGGAUCCAUCCGGAUGCACAGCCACUGUUUUACUUCGAGCAAACAACAAAAUCUAUUGCGCGAAUGCUGGCGAUUCGCGAACAGUGCUCGGAAGGAAAGGCGUAGCAAAGGCCCUUUCUGUAGAUCACAAGCCUUCAAAUGAAUCCGAAAAGGCGCGUAUUUGUGCUGCGGGUGGUUUCGUAGAUUUUGGUCGUGUCAACGGAAAUUUGGCUCUUUCAAGAGCUAUUGGUGAUUUUGAAUUCAAGAAUAGCAACCUGGAGCCGGAAAAACAAAUUGUUACUUCUCUCCCGGAUGUCAUUGUUCAUGAAGUUACAGACGAGGAUGAAUUCGUGGUGCUUGCAUGCGAUGGUAUUUGGGAUUGUAAAACUUCUCAACAGGUUAUUGAAUUUGUACGUAGAGGUAUUGUUGCUGGUCUUUCUUUACAAGAAAUUUCUGAGAGUCUUAUGGACAACUGUAUUGCUGGUGAUACAGAAACCACUGGCUUAGGUUGCGAUAAUAUGACUGUCUGUGUCGUUGGUUUAUUACAAGGGGAUUCACAAGAAUCUUGGUACAAAAAAAUUGCCGAUCGUGUUGCUGCCCAUGAUGGCCCUUGUGGUGCUCCUGAACUCGCGGAAUCUCGUGGUCCUGGAUUUUCCGGCAACGACAAUGGCGAGAAAAUAAUUGUCCCAUCGGGUUUCCAACAAAUCAGAGUAAAUAGAAUUGAGGGACAUGAUCCAGAUGCUGACGAGGAUGAUAGAAAUGAUGAUUCAGCAAACGGUUCUUUGGCCGCCGGCUUCCGCUGGAAGGAGCACUUUUUCCCCGAAAAAGCUGAAGAUGAAAAAGAAGAUAUUACAACUGAGGAUCCUUCUGUUAAACAGGUCGAAUCCGCUGCAUCUUCCGAUUAAUAUCUUGUACUCUUAAAAUCGUUAUCGCCCUUUUAUAUUAUUCUUCCUUAUGCUACUUUAUAAAUUUCAAAGAAAUUAAAUCACUUCAUGACGAAUGCUGCCCUUGUUCGAAUUCAUAGUUUUGCUCAGCCAUACUAUCUAGUUUUUCGGACAUGUUCUAUCUAUAUAAAAGUUUAUGUCAACAUAUGUUGCAGUGCAUAGCACGAACUUUAGGGUCUGCAUCAAUAAUGUGCUACGUUUUUCGAAUGAUAGCCUUCCGUCAGUGAAUGUUAUGAAAAUUUAUCAAUGAUAGAUGCUUUGGCGAUUCUCUAUUUCCUGUGCUUUGACCUUCUAAUGUCUGUGGAUACCUUACAGAUGAAUGCUUUAUUUUAUUUUUUUACAAUUCUCAUAG
Messenger RNA from Schizosaccharomyces octosporus yFS286, 1782 nucleotides. RefSeq names its product protein phosphatase 2C Ptc3. Gene Ontology annotation, molecular function: cation binding; protein serine/threonine phosphatase activity. NCBI's taxonomy places the organism in Eukaryota, Fungi, Ascomycota, Schizosaccharomycetes, Schizosaccharomycetales, Schizosaccharomycetaceae. The coding region runs from base 165 to 1391 and encodes 408 amino acids. The record is from RefSeq and is a predicted model, not a curated record. The transcript is spliced from 3 exons. Gene Ontology annotation, biological process: protein dephosphorylation.